This is a messenger RNA of Linum tenue, 1494 nucleotides long. NCBI's taxonomy places the organism in Eukaryota, Viridiplantae, Streptophyta, Magnoliopsida, Malpighiales, Linaceae. The record is from the annotation of a GenBank genome assembly.
ACUAAUCGUCGACGUUUGCUUGCAAAAACAUGAAACACACGUAUAGGCUAUAGGCUAUAGGCUACAGACAACGGGGAGGGUAGAGAGGAAAAGGAAAGCAGGGAUUUCUUCUUCGCGCAAAUUUUGCAGCAAAGGAAAGGAGGGAGGAAGCGAAGCUAAUGAAAGAAGCUCAGGAGUUCGUUUGGAUGGGCGCGAUCCCGCUGCAGAUUCAUCUCCACGAAUCUGAAGUGACCACAGUGCCGCCUCCUCCUCCUGCCCUAAUCUUAGCUCCUCGGAUUGGCUAUUUGCCUUUGCUCCUCCCUCUAAUCAAGCCUUACUUCUCUUCUACUCUCCCUCCCGGCGUUGACACUGUCUGGUUCGAAUACAAAGGAUUGCCUCUCAAAUGGUACAUUCCCACUGGUGUUUUGUUUGACCUUCUCUGUGCUGAACCAGAAAGACCUUGGAAUUUGACGAUCCAUUUCAGAGGAUAUCCGAGUCAUUUGUUGAUUCCUUGUGAAGGUGAAGACUCUGUCAAGUGGAACUUUAUCAACUCGUUGAAAGAGGCAGAUUACAUAAUUAAUGGUAACUGCAAGAAUGUAAUGCAUAUGUCUCAGUCUGAUCAGCUGGAGCUCUGGAACUCUGUAGUGAACGCUAAUCUGGAGGCAUUCAUUCGGUCAUCAUCCAAACUAAAAUCGGGAACGAUUGAGGAUGACUAUGCAUCCAAGUCAAGUUUGUCCUCACAAAAAUCGCAAAAGAUGAUUGGUGAGGCAGAUACAAGCGUGCAGACAAAGACAGGUAAAGUUCCAGUUCGUUUAUAUGUCUGGAAUGUGAGUGAGGACUUUGGAGACAUGGAAGAUGCACCUCCAAUUGAUAGUUGGGACAGGAUUUCUUAUGUUAAUCGGCCACUUGAGAUCCACAGAGAAGAAGGUAAAUGCUUCACAUUGCAUGAUGCUAUUAAAACCCUUCUCCCAGAAUUGUUUGGCAAGAAGAGGAAACCUAGUGAAGGUGAAAAUGAUGAACAAAGCUUUGGGUCAGAAGAAGAGACCAAGAACAAUCGAAUGACAGAAGAAGGGGAAGGAAAUAUAAGUCAGCCAUUGGAAACUGGGAGCACAGCGGACGACGACCCUGAAAUUAAGCUCCUCCGGAUUCAAGGGAUUGAACCAAAAUUGGAAACACCAAUUUCUUGGGUAGCAAACCACUUGAGGCAUCCCGAAAAUUUUCUUCACGUCUGUGUAUAUAUCAAAGUCCCUUCUGCAAAGUCUCUUUAAAGGUCUUAUAGCAAGUGUGUCUCUUUUGGGAGCUGGGGAAGGUAUCCAUUGUACAUUGUGCAGAAACGAAGGUAUCCAUUGAGGAAGCUUUUUUAUUUUUUGGGGAGGAAGGUUGUUUUGAGGCGAAUUGAAUUUUCAUUGUCCAUUAGUUAGAUUAGAAAAAUGUACGAUGUCGUUAUUUGUUUGUGGGUCUAUUAAGAGGUUUGAUUUUUGAGUUUGUGUUGAGGGUUGGAUGGCAGGAGUAGAA